Molecule: messenger RNA, 360 nt
Organism: Hibiscus syriacus
Lineage: Eukaryota; Viridiplantae; Streptophyta; Magnoliopsida; Malvales; Malvaceae
Exons: 1
Coding region: 1-360 (119 amino acids)
Biological process (GO): response to auxin
Source: RefSeq, a predicted model, not a curated record
AUGGGUUGCUUGGUUUUACCGGCCUCGUUACUGCGACGGCGUUGCAUGGGAUAUCGGCCUCUAGCGGAGGAUGACGCAUACAGUGAUUUGGACCGACGAGUGAUGGUGGUGGUAGGCAAAGAGAGGAGGGAGUUUUUGGUUGAGUCAUUUGUGCUGGAGGAGAGCCCGUUUAGGGUAUUGAUGGAGACAAUGAAGAAAGAUAAUGGAGGUGAAGUAAGUGAUGGUAAAAGGAGGGUGAUAUUUGUGGAUGUGGAUGCUAUCUUGUUUGAGCACAUGCUUUGGUUGAUGAAUAAUGACUGUUCCUCACUGUUUCAGCUUAAUGUGGAGGAGAUUCUUGACUUUUAUUCUCAAGAUAAUUAG